CAACCCAUUAGUAUAGUAAAGUAACCCAUUAAAGCCUUCCUCUCAUCACUUCAACUUGCAAUUCUUAAUGGCUUUUAUUCCUCAAUCUUAUUCUCAUUUCUCAACCUUUGCCGGCGAUGAUCUCUACGCUCACGAGUCUCUGGCUCAAGCCGUUGAAGCCGGAAGAAAUGUGGGAGGUCCGCCAUUGUGGAGUGCUGAAGAAUUAUUGCCUCGCCAUGGGAUGUUGUCGUCACAGCAACAUCAGAAAGUCAUCUCAUCUGUUCCGACAUUCCAGACAUACGCGACCGACUUCCAUGAAGAAAGGAUCACGCCUGCAUUUCCCGAAGCUGUGAUCAACUACGGAUCAUCAUCCUACGGGGUUGUCGACAAACCACAAAGCUUUGGCAACUUAUUGUCGCGAGACGAUCAGUCCUAUGUCUGCGAAUUAUUGGGAAAUGGAGCCUGCCCAUUCAUGUCUGGUGAUUUUGAGCCAACUCACCGUGCCGCUGGAGACCAUUGCAAAUGGAAUAUAAAGGUUCAAGAAGAGCCAUUACCUGAAGAGUGCAACCUCAAAGUUGGGAGAUACUCGGUGGAAGAAAGGAAACGUAGGAUUCUCAGAUAUCUGAAGAAGAGAAACGAGAGGAAUUUCAACAAAACAAUUAAGUAUGCGUGCCGCAAAUCUCUAGCAGACAGAAGGGUUAGAAUACGCGGGAGGUUUGCGAGGAACAGUAAUUCUUGUGCGGAAGGAAUGGCAGCAGCGAAGAAGAACGAAUAUCCCCAGCUCGAAAAAGACUUGUUCUUCGGCGAUGAUGUUCAGAUGAAGCGAGACGAGGAGGAUGAGUGGGUGCAGGAGGCAUUGGCAGAUCUACUCUAUUUGCCGUACACGUCGGCGGCAGUGGGCGAUAGAUAUCUCGGAGCAUACGAGACCAUGCUCUGAGCCUCAAAGCUAGAGACAUUGCCUCCAUCUCCACAAGGCCUGCCCAGAUCCAUGUGAACUUAGCAUUUCCUUCUAUGGAAUCACCACAUGAGUUCAUUAGAUGGUUCAGCCACCGAA
Rhodamnia argentea is the source of this 1033-nucleotide messenger RNA. RefSeq lists its product as uncharacterized. Lineage: Eukaryota; Viridiplantae; Streptophyta; Magnoliopsida; Myrtales; Myrtaceae. The record is from RefSeq and is a predicted model, not a curated record. The coding region runs from base 68 to 916 and encodes 282 amino acids. Gene Ontology annotation, biological process: regulation of flower development. The transcript has 4 exons. Gene Ontology annotation, cellular component: nucleus. Gene Ontology annotation, molecular function: protein binding.